GCUUCGGUUGUCUCCGCGUCGCCUCCGCUACAGUCGCUGUCGGUCCGUCGCGGUGUUCACAUCUCUCUCUCUCGCCGUCUGCCUUCGCUCCGUAGGUCGCCCAAGCAGAAGCGAUGUUCCGUUUGCGGCUGGUGCUGUUGGUGGCGGCCGCGGCGCUGCUGGCGGGAGACGUUGGGGUGGCCGAGGCCGGGGUGGUGAACACCGUCAAGGGCUGGUUCAAGGGCAAGCCGGCCAACGCCACCGCGGUCCGCAACGCCACGGACCCCGCCGCCCCGCCGGGCAGCAGGGAGUACCUCGCCAGAUACACCGACGGUGCCGCAUUCCUCAGGGAGCCCGGCGUCUGCGGCGUCACCAAAGUCCUAUAUAAUGCCACACUGGCUGCAGCCAAUGGAACAAAAGCAACGCCACCCGCCUCUACAGGCAGUACAUUCACGCCGGCCCCCGGCUGGAGGACCGUGCCGUACUGCUGCUCGGGCUACAAGCUGGGCACCGACUACCACUGCCUGCCCCAGUGCGAGGGUGGCUGCCGCGGUGGCAACUGUUCCGCACCCAACGUCUGCACCUGUGGUCGUGGAAAGGUACUGGACCUGAGUGGGAACUGCAUCCCCACGUGCCCCGGUAAGUGCGCUCACGGCACGUGUACCGGCAGCGGCACGUGCAACUGCGACCACGGCUACUGGCCGGACUCCACGGGCAAGCUGUGUGUGCCACUCUGCCCUGGUGGCUGCGGUCCCGCCCCCGGAAACUGCACGGCACCCGGAGUGUGCUCCUGCUCUGACGCUCGCUACACGCUGGACAACGCCAGGAAAGUCUGCCUGCCCAGGUGUGAAGGAGGCUGCUUGAAUGGUGACUGUACGGCCCCUAAUGAGUGUACGUGCCACCCCGGUUACGUGAAGGUGGGCAAGUCCAACCAGUGCGCACCCACGUGCAAGUCCGGCUGCCCGCACGGUCGUUGUACUGGCCCGGACACAUGUACUUGUGACUCCGGAUACUACCUGGAUGCUGCCACCAAAACCUGCCGCCCUAACUGUCCCGGAGGGUGUGCCAACGGCCGCUGCACGGGUCCCAAUAAGUGCGUCUGCAACUCCGGCUACACUGUGGACCCCGCAGCCCGGCCGGCCGGCUCUCGCUGCGUCCCCCACUGUGCCGGAGGCUGCGUGGGCGGAGUCUGCUCUGCACCCGGUGUCUGCACCUGCCUCUCUGGGUACGAGAAAGACGCAAAGAACAAGACGGGCCGCGUGUGUGUUCCACGCUGCUCGACACCUUGCGGGCGGGGUGCCAAGUGCACCGCCCCCGACACGUGCGACUGCUUGCCCGGCUACAUCAGGGAGACCGCACCAUCCGGUGUCAAGGGUAGGAACGCCACAGUGCUGUGCCGCCCAGACUGCCCCAAGGGCUGUGGCCCAGGAGCAGUCUGCUCAUCCCCCGGCCGCUGCACCUGCCUGCCGGGCUACGCGGAGUCGUCUCCCAAGUCGAACGUCUGUGUCCCUGUCUGCACGCACGGUUGCGUCAUGGGUGACUGCACUGGUCCUGAUGUCUGCACGUGUAAACUGGGGUACGUGAAGGACCCGAUGGACCUGCGCGGGGCGCGCUGCAUCGCCAACUGCCCCGGCGGCUGCAUCAACGGCAUCUGCUCUGGCCCGGGGCUCUGCCUGUGCAAUGCGGGAUUCGUCAAGGACAAGUCCGUCAAGGCGGGCAACAAGUGUGUGCCACGCUCCGGCUAGAUGCGGUGGAGCAUCUAGCACGUGGCGAGCACCACAGAUUGUGCAUUUUGAAGUUGCCAUUGAUUGGCUGAUGCACAAGUAGCAGCACCAAAGUCUGAAUAUAUUUUUCAUCUGUAUCAAGUAUUCCUAAAAUAAAUAACAUUCUUCAGCACAA
Schistocerca cancellata (South American locust) is the source of this 1878-nucleotide messenger RNA. Its product is annotated as epidermal growth factor-like protein. The record is from RefSeq and is a predicted model, not a curated record. NCBI's taxonomy places the organism in Eukaryota, Metazoa, Arthropoda, Insecta, Orthoptera, Acrididae. The coding region runs from base 114 to 1724 and encodes 536 amino acids. The transcript is spliced from 10 exons.